This is a messenger RNA of Temnothorax curvispinosus, 652 nucleotides long. RefSeq names its product 60S ribosomal protein L17 (gene RpL17). Gene Ontology annotation, molecular function: structural constituent of ribosome. NCBI's taxonomy places the organism in Eukaryota, Metazoa, Arthropoda, Insecta, Hymenoptera, Formicidae. The record is from RefSeq and is a predicted model, not a curated record. The transcript has 5 exons. Gene Ontology annotation, cellular component: ribosome; cytosolic large ribosomal subunit. Bases 44 to 601 code for a protein of 185 amino acids. Gene Ontology annotation, biological process: cytoplasmic translation.
CGAGACGGCUUUUCCUUUAAAGUCGUGGUCUCGAGAGGACGCAAUGGGUCGUUACUCCCACGAGCCGGUCAACCAGACCAAGUCGUGCAAAGCGCGCGGCUCCAAUCUUCGCGUGCACUUCAAGAACACCCAUGAGGCUGCACGUGCUAUCAAAAGUAUGGCCCUGCGCAGGGCGCAGAAGUACCUGAAGAACGUCAUCGAGCACAAGGAGUGCGUUCCUUUCCGCAGGUUCAACGGCGGCGUCGGCAGGUGCGCUCAAGCUAAACAGUUUGGCACCACGCAAGGUCGUUGGCCCAAAAAGUCUGCAGAAUUUCUGCUGCAGCUUUUAAAGAAUGCAGAGAGCAAUGCUGAUUACAGGGGACUCGACGUGGAUCGCCUUGUAAUCGAGCAUAUUCAAGUAAAUCAUGCGCCUUGUCUUCGUAGAAGAACAUACAGAGCUCAUGGUCGUAUAAAUCCUUACAUGAGCUCGCCAUGUCACAUUGAAGUGAUACUGACAGAGAAGGAGGAUGUUGUCGCGAAAGCUACAGAGGAAGAGCCGUCAAAAAAGAAACUUAGCAAAAAGAAGCUCGCUAGACAAAAGGAGAAGAUGAUGAGGGAAUAAUUUCAUACCUUAUAUGGACGUAUACCGUGAAUAUACCGUUAAAAAUAGAGA